UUUUUUAUGUGUUUGUUGUUGGAUAUGCCAAUGAUGCAUAACAACAUAACAAUAACAUAUUUAUUUUUCAAUUUUGCAAACCAUGAACAUUUCAGCCGGAUCACAUCAACUCAUAUCACCGACAAAGUCACCCUAGAGGAAACAUGAAGAACAACCUACCAUAUGUACUGGUUACCAUGGUGAUGUUGUUAGAAUGUAGUAUUGAAGUGCUUGCUAAUUGCAGGAGGGAUCUGAACAGAUGUAGAACAAACCUUGCCAAUAUGAAACGCCAAUUGGACCAGUGCAAGAAACAAGAUGUACCGAAGAAAUCCUGUCCUAAAAGUUUUACCUACAAUGCUCAAUUUGGUUCAUGCUACAAUUUUGUGAUUGAAGAGCCAACAAAUUGGUAUAAUGCCCUUUCAUUCUGCAUGGCCAUGGGAGCAAACCUGGUUGAUAUAGAAACACAAGCUGAAUUGAAUUUCAUAUACAGUGAAAUCAAACAGAAGGGAUUGAACUGGCCAGGAUCUAAUGAGGAAUCUUUCUUUACUGGUGGAACAAGAAUAAAUGGUGAAUGGCAAUGGAUAGGUGGAGAAUCAUUUGACACCAAGCUAAUGUCUUUCGCACCAUGGGUGCAUGGUCAGGGCGCCAAAGUCAACCAAUUGUGCCAUAUUCUGUGGGCACCAGAUUCCUACAAAUGGCAUGAUCGUGAAUGUACACUUAAUCACAGAUACAUCUGUGAAAUAAAACUUGACAAGAAAUAAAACAUGACAAAUGAAUGACUAGCAGUUUCAAAAAAGAAUUUUCAUUGUACUAAAUAAACACAGAUUCUACACAAGAAAUAAAAAUAUAAUUCAAAAUGAAAA
Molecule: messenger RNA, 842 nt
Organism: Owenia fusiformis
Lineage: Eukaryota; Metazoa; Annelida; Polychaeta; Sabellida; Oweniidae
Source: the annotation of a GenBank genome assembly